This is a messenger RNA of Myotis brandtii (Brandt's bat), 3041 nucleotides long. RefSeq names its product autocrine motility factor receptor, E3 ubiquitin protein ligase (gene AMFR). Gene Ontology annotation, cellular component: ubiquitin ligase complex; endoplasmic reticulum; cytosol. Gene Ontology annotation, molecular function: ubiquitin protein ligase activity; ubiquitin binding. Bases 1 to 1740 code for a protein of 579 amino acids. Lineage: Eukaryota; Metazoa; Chordata; Mammalia; Chiroptera; Vespertilionidae. The record is from RefSeq and is a predicted model, not a curated record. Gene Ontology annotation, biological process: endoplasmic reticulum unfolded protein response; protein K48-linked ubiquitination; ubiquitin-dependent protein catabolic process. The transcript has 14 exons.
AUGGAGAGCUGCUUUGGUUUUCAACAGAAGGAAGCAAGCUUUCUUUCUUUGGUUUGUGUGCAGGUUCUAGUCAACACUGCUUGCUGUGUUUUGAUGUUGAUGGCUAAGCUAAUCCAGUGCAUCGUGUUCGGCCCUCUUCGAGUGAGCGAGAGACAGCACCUCAAAGACAAGUUCUGGAACUUUAUUUUCUACAAGUUCAUUUUCAUUUUCGGCGUGCUGAAUGUCCAGACAGUGGGAGAGGUGGUCAUGUGGUGCCUCUGGUUUGCCGGACUUGUCUUUCUGCACCUGAUGGUUCAGCUCUGCAAGGACCGAUUUGAAUAUCUCUCUUUUUCUCCCACCACACCGAUGAGCAGCCAUGGCCGAGUGCUGUCUCUGUUGAUGGCGAUGCUGCUUUCCUGCUGUGGGCUAGCGGUCAUCUGCUGUGUCACAGGCUACAUCCACGGGAUGCACACGCUGGCUUUCAUGGCCGUGGAGUCUCUUCUUGUCACAGUGAGGACUGCUCAUGUGAUUUUGCGAUACGUGAUCCACCUUUGGGACCUCAAUCACGAAGGGACAUGGGAAGGGAAGGGGACGUAUGUCUAUUACACAGAUUUUGUCAUGGAGCUCACUCUCUUAUCUCUGGACCUCAUGCAUCACAUCCACAUGUUGUUAUUUGGCAACAUCUGGUUAUCCAUGGCCAGCUUGGUCAUCUUCAUGCAGCUGCGGUACCUGUUUCAUGAGGUCCAGCGCCGAAUCCGCCGGCACAAGAACUAUUUGCAUGUCGUUGGGAACAUGGAAGCCAGGUUUGCAGUUGCAACUCCAGAGGAGCUGGCUGUCAAUAACGACGACUGUGCCAUCUGCUGGGACUCCAUGCAGGCUGCACGGAAGCUGCCCUGUGGCCAUCUCUUCCACAACUCCUGUCUUCGCUCCUGGCUAGAACAGGACACCUCCUGCCCGACAUGCAGAAUGUCUCUGAACAUCGCCGACAACAAUCGCGUCAGGGAGGACCAUCCCGGAGAGAACCUGGAUGAGAACUUGGUUCCUGUGGCAGCCGCUGAGGGCAGACCUCGCUUAAACCAGCACAACCACUUCUUCCACUUCGAUGGGUCCCGGAUUGCAAGUUGGCUGCCGAGUUUUUCAGUGGAAGUGAUGCACACCACCAACAUUCUAGGCAUCACGCAGGCCAGCAACUCCCAGCUUAACGCAAUGGCUCAUCAGAUCCAGGAGAUGUUUCCCCAGGUCCCAUACCCGCUCGUGCUGCAGGACCUCCAGCUGACACGCUCAGUUGAAAUAACCACAGACAACAUUUUAGAAGGACGGAUUCAAGUACCUUUUCCCACACAGCGGUCAGAUGGCAUCAGACCUGCACUGAACAGUCCUGCGGACAGGCCCAACGGUGACCUGGACGAGGGAGAGACUGCGGCCCAGGCGAAGCGCGUGCCGCUGGCCCUCAGUCCUCGGCUGGAGGAGGCGCUGGACUUCAGCGAGGUGGAGGCGGAGCCCGGCGAGGGGGAGGACUUCGAGGCCCGGGGCAGCCGCUUCUCCAAGUCGGCCGACGAGAGGCAGCGCAUGCUGGUCCAGCGGAAGGACGACCUCCUGCAGCAGGCGCGCAAGCGGUUCUUGAACCGAAGUUCUGAAGAUGACUCGGCCUCAGAGAGCUGCCUGGCCUCGGAAGGCACGGCCUCCGACCCUGUGACCCUGCGUCGGAGGAUGCUGGCUGCGGCCGCAGAACGGAGACUUCAGAAGCAGCAGACCUCCUAGCGCUUCCUGGCCCUGCUCAGCCGCCUCCCCGAGCAGCGCGCCCACCGAAGAGGCCUGCCUGGCCGCCCGCGUCUGACGUGGGCCUGACUGCAUUGCCGCUGUACAAAGCAUGUGGUCUUCAUAGUGUUUGGACAGCUGACAAAUGUAAUCCUUUUGUAACCCUUUCUAUGUGACAUUUCUUCUCCCGUUAGAAACACUGCACAUGUUAACUCUAGGCAUGAUCUCUUCUGGCAUUGCCUGGACUUCUUGGGGGCGGGGAGGACCAGGAGGCAGUGGGCAGCCAGAGGCCCUGAGGCCAGCAGCUUCGAUGACUGCCUUACGCAUAAGUCACAGCCAGUGCUGGUGUCUCAGCCCCCGAUCUGGCAGGAAGAGGGGUGGGGGCAGGUUCAUGAAGAGGGGGAUGUACAGCGGGAGCCACAUCACUGGAGGGUCUGUCUCAUGCUGUUCUCAGAGGCGUUCAGAGUGGCACGGGGGCCGGAACCGGGCCCCUGGACCCAUGGGCUGGCAGGGCAUCUUGGGAAAACUCUUGGUUUGAUACCUGGAGCAGCCAGGGUAGCGUGUGAGCUGGUAACCCGUGUGUCCCAGUCCAUCCGGGACUUCCUUUCUGAGCCCCAAUCAAAGCUGGUUUUAUUUCCGUUUACGCCGGUGCUGCUGCAUUUCACGUGUUCACCCUGUGUGUCUGUCCUCUCCUCUGCGUGUCAUUGGCCCCCAGAUGUGUGUGGGGGGCGGGCAGCACUGAGGGGUGCGCAGCAAGCUUUGGUUUAUGGUUUGAAUUCCUUGGUCAAGUAAAUUAGUCAAUGCCAGCGGCUGUGGGUUUGUCCUUGGGGACAAUGUGGGCCCGACGAGAUGGAGAGGACAUUCUGGAGGGCUUUGCUGGAGAAAUGAAAGCUACCUUUCCCGUCUUUUCUGGAGCCCAUCAUUCUCAUCACUGUGUUCCUGUUGGUGUAAUUAAAUGCGGAAAGGUAAGAUGCGGCAUCCACCUGCUUGGAGCAGACGCAGGUCCUGGCCCUUUUCAAAUUCAUCCCACAUUUAACUUCAAGGAUUUGAAACAUGCAGUGAUAGGUUACAUAGUUCAGUUUUGUGUCCUAUCGGAUUAAGUUUCUUUUUUUAAUGUUUCAAAACAGUUAUGAUAGUCCUUUGGGGGAGAAUCCAGUAUUACCUAAAAUUAUCGACAAAGUUAAAUGUAUUUUAAACGGAAAGUUUCUAGAAUGUUGAAAAGUAAUUGAAAAAAGAGUGAUGAGUAAAUGUCUAGGCCAAGAUAAUUUAUUUCAAUAAACCUUUCAGAAGCCUUACCUUUGAAA